Theobroma umbraticum is the source of this 1254-nucleotide messenger RNA. RefSeq lists its product as uncharacterized. The record is from RefSeq and is a predicted model, not a curated record. Gene Ontology annotation, biological process: protein transport. NCBI's taxonomy places the organism in Eukaryota, Viridiplantae, Streptophyta, Magnoliopsida, Malvales, Malvaceae.
AUGUGGGUGGGUGCCAUAAAAGCUGUGUUUGCAUGUACUAGAGGGGGAAGGUGGAGAAAAGCAGCUAAAUGUUUUGGUGUUGGACAUGUGACUUCCUCCUUAUUCUGCAGCAAGAGCCUGAUCAAGCAAGUUCAAGGUCAUAUAACUAUACUGAGGAAUAGGAGGGAGUCUAUCAUAAGGCAGUCAAGGGGUGAUAUUGCCCAAUUCCUCCAAGGUGGGCUGCUUCAAAGAGCCUUGGAAAGGGUUAUACAGCUCUAUAAAGAUCAGUGCCUGUUGUGUGCCUAUGAUCAGAUUGAACAAUUUUGUGGAUGCAUCAUCUCCAACAUUUCCCAUAUUACCAAGCAAAGCUCCUGGCACACAUUGCCAAUAGAUGCUACUGAAGCUGUGUCAAGUCUAGUUUUUGCUGCCUCUAGGUGUGGUGAACUGCCUGAGCUACAUCUAUUACGAAGCCUGUUCAAGGAGCGAUAUGGUUGCAAAUUUGUGCUGGCGAAUGUGGAACUACGACCAGGGAAUCUAGUGAAUUUUCAGAUUAAGCAGAAUCUAUGCAUCACUUCAGUACCAGAUAACAUGAAGCAGAAGUUAAUUAAUGAAAUAGCUAAAGAGUGUGAUCUUCCUCUUGUGUUUCAGGAUCCUGAUCUUCAGGUUUAUGAGAAAUGCUACUCUGAGCAGAAAGCUGAAGUGCUGGAUAUUGAAAUGCAAGAUAUUUCCAGUGACAUUGAUGAGCAUUGGAUACAACUUUCUGAGUAUGAGAAGCCAAGGAACGAUUUGUCAUGUUGUAAAACUUUGGCAGCCAUUCCAAGCCAAUCUUGCAUUAACUCGAAUGGCUACUAUAGCUCUACUCAGAUUACAAAAAGAGCAGCUUUAGUUGAGAAGCUUGAAGUUUCAUCAACCAGGACUUCGUUAGAUAGUUCUACACCUCAAAUUUAUGAAACAUCUAUUGUGUAUCUUGAUGACUUGGAACUGAAGAAAACUGGCAUCUGUGAGAAUUAUGUGACAAAAGGUUUGACUGUCACGCGUUCAACCAGGAGAUCUGUGACUCCUGAAAGUAGAUAUCACAAUUCUUUCAUGGAGGAUCCCUUAAGAAGGAAAAACUGCAAGGUUUUGGCAAAUGGUCGUCUUUCUUUAGAUGGUUCACUCGAUAAAUGGAAAGCACAAGAAGGGAAUUCCUCUGGCUCAAGUCAUGUGCAUCCGAAUCUCCCAGAGUAUGAAAAUCUAGUGGCUAGAUUAAAGGAUCUCAAGGCAGAGUAUAGAUGA